Striga hermonthica is the source of this 462-nucleotide messenger RNA. Lineage: Eukaryota; Viridiplantae; Streptophyta; Magnoliopsida; Lamiales; Orobanchaceae. The record is from the annotation of a GenBank genome assembly.
AUGAAUUCUUUCACCACAAAAAAAUCUCUUCCCCCAAUUCACGGGCUUCUGGCCUUAGCCUUCCUUUUGGUCGCCGGGGCCCAAUGUGCCUCGGCCCAGAACUGCGGUUGUACCAACAACUUGUGCUGCAGCCGGUUCGGCUAUUGCGGCACCGGGGAUCCGUACUGCGGGGACGGGUGCCAGGCCGGCCCGUGCUACGCAUCCCAAGGAGGUGGAAAUCUCGGGAAUAUCGUGACGGAUGCCUUUUUCAACGGGAUCGCUAAUCGGGCUGGGGCAAAUUGUCCUGGGAGAGGGUUCUACACCCGAUCUGCUUUUCUGCAGGCGGCCAGGUCGUACCCUCAGUUCGGGACGGGGUCCCAGGAUGUUGCUAGGCGCGAGGUUGCCGCAUUUUUCGCGCAUGUUACGCAUGAGACUGGGUGUAAGUUCUGCUUUUACAGAAAAAGAAAAAAAAAAUUACCAUGA